AUGCAGCCACUGACUUUUUUGGUAAUUGCGAUAAUUGCACUUGCAAGUGCUCGUGAAAUUCCGACGCGAGUUGUCGGUGGCGAUGAUGCGCCAGAAGGAGCUCAUCCCUAUCAAGUGUCACUGAGACGGGGAAAUUCGCAUUUCUGCGGGGGAGUUAUUUUGAAUAGUCGAUGGGUCAUUACUGCUGCUCACUGUAUUGUUUUCCAAAGCGCGUCUUCAAUCACGGUGGUCACCGGCACGAAUAGUUUGUCCGAGGGCGGAGAUCGUUACAAGGCUAAAACUUUGAUCCCACAUAAAAAAUACAAUUCGAUGGUAUUUUCCAAUGACAUUGGAUUGAUCAGACUUGCUGAAGAAAUAAAGUUUAGUGACAAAGUUCAAGCAGUUUCAUUGCCGUCGAAUGACGACAUAUACAACGAGUACCCGGCAAAACUUUCGGGAUGGGGAGCAACUUCUCUUGGCAGUUAUUUGCCCGACAAACUUCAGGAGAUCGAUUUAAUGGUGAUCACUCAGACAAAGUGCAAAGGCUACCACUCUAUGGUUGCUGAUGGACAUAUUUGCACUUUGACUAAACUUGGAGAAGGAGCUUGCCAUGGUGACUCUGGAGGUCCACUAACUGCUGACGGAACUCUUAUUGGCCUCGUCUCCUUUGGACGUCCUUGUGCCCAAGGAUACCCUGAUGUCUACACCAGAGUCUGGUUCUACCUCGACUGGAUCACCAAAACGAUGGCUACUACGGACAAAUUAUUAUCAUAG
Microplitis demolitor is the source of this 753-nucleotide messenger RNA. RefSeq names its product chymotrypsin-1-like. The transcript has 3 exons. Lineage: Eukaryota; Metazoa; Arthropoda; Insecta; Hymenoptera; Braconidae. The record is from RefSeq and is a predicted model, not a curated record. Gene Ontology annotation, molecular function: serine-type endopeptidase activity. Bases 1 to 753 code for a protein of 250 amino acids. Gene Ontology annotation, biological process: proteolysis.